This is a messenger RNA of Lodderomyces oxycetoniae, 4044 nucleotides long. It is a transcript of the gene BEM3, whose product is annotated as Bem3p. The transcript has a single exon. Gene Ontology annotation, biological process: regulation of GTPase activity; signal transduction. The record is from RefSeq and is a predicted model, not a curated record. Lineage: Eukaryota; Fungi; Ascomycota; Pichiomycetes; Serinales; Debaryomycetaceae. The coding region runs from base 1 to 4044 and encodes 1347 amino acids. Gene Ontology annotation, cellular component: cytoplasm. Gene Ontology annotation, molecular function: phosphatidylinositol binding.
AUGCAAGUAGCUAGUAGUAAUGUUGCGUUAUCAGAGGUAGAGUUAGAGAGGAUUGUUGGCGAUAACAAGGGUCACGACAUUAGCAGGAAAUACAGUGGUGGCAGUCACGAAGCUGGCUACAACAGAAGCAACAGCCACGGCAACGGCAACGGCAGGAAAUACAGUGGUGGCAGUCACGAAGCUGGCCACAACAGAAGCAAUAGCCAAGGCGACGACUGGAAAUACAGCAGGAGCAGCUACUAUGGCAGCCAUGGCAGCUACGGGAACAACCACUAUCCGCCUUCAGAUCCCAGAUUUGACAGAUCCAACGUGCCGGAUAAUGAGUAUAUCAAACAGUUGUUAUUUGAAAAUAAAGAAUUAAAGGGCUUGGUAGAGGAAAAGAAUAGGACUAUUGAAAGACUACAGCGACAGUUGAGUUUGCUCUCUCCCAAUGGUUCAAAUGGUAACAAUACCCCCUUACACCAACUACAAAACAACGUGUCCUCUCUACAAUCAGUGUCGCCAGUUUUCGUAUCUUCUCCAUCUCGGCCUCAUCCACCACCGCCGAUUGAUAGUCCACCAUUGCCGCCUCAUUUAUUGCAACACAGUAUAACUCCAAAGUCCAAUCUCACUGAAGCUUCACAUGACGAGAUCUUAAUUUCGCCCAUUCUUCAGCAUCAACAGCAACAGUCAAGAGCACCAAAACAACAGCACCAGCAUCAUCACCAGCAUCAUCAUCAGCAACAUCAGCAACAUCACCAGCGAAAUGAAUAUAACCAAAGAAUAUCACUACCCACAUCGAAGGAAAUGACUUCAUCACCACAUCUUGAUGAAAUUAUGGUCUCACCACUGGAGAUUCCUGUGCGAUCAUCUUUAAGAAGUUCCGAAUUAACAAAUGACAAGCCAAUAACACCUAAAGAUAAUAGGAGAUCAUCCAUGACGUCUGAUCGAUCAGCUGCAUAUCUACCAAAUUCAGUAUCAAAUGCAAGUAACCUAUCGUCAAAUGUAAGUAGUCGUUAUUCACCCAUCAGAGUUGACGAGGAGAAGGAAAAGGAGAAGAGCGAUUUACAAUCAGUAUCGAACAUACCUGGAAAUACCACCCCUCAUGACGAUACUAUGGAUUCCCUCAAACAACUGAAUAUGUCAAUUGACACCAAACAAAGCUUUGAACACACAUUAAACACCGUCGAGUCCUUAGACUUGUCUAGAGAUGAAGCGGAGGACACAAUAGAUAGUCAAUACAACUUAGCAUUGGAGUCAUUGAAAUCACAAACUGAUAACACCACCACCGCGACCGCCGCUACUACUAAUACCACAAAUACUACUGCAACAACAACAACAACAACUGCGGCAUCGAGUAGUGUGAUUUAUACUCACAAUAAACAACUAGCCCGCAGUACAAGUAGUAUUGGCUCAACAUAUAAAUCAUCAAGGAUCAAACCACCAUUUCAUCAUAAACUUAUGCAUGGCAACCAUAGCACCACUGAAUUAGCACCUCCAACAUCUUUAAAAGCGGCAUUGGGUGAAAAGAAUAGUUCUCGAAACAAUAUUUCGGCAUAUAAUACACCACCUAACCAAGUUAUUGCCAACUAUGGAGUCCCGAACUUGACCAAAAAUGAUUUUCAAACACCAGAGGUACUAAGUGAUGAAAAGUUUGAGCAAUUUGAAUCUCCAAGCUCAAAAUUGGACGAAAAAAAUAUGGCAAUUUUGCCUUCACCAGUAGCGGAUGAUAGUCUCAAGCAUCAGCACUCUUAUCACCAAGCUCCAGCAUCAGCAGCAUCAUCAUUAUCAGCAGCAGCAGCAGCAGCAGUAGGAGCACUACCACUACUACCACCACCAAAUUCAGAGACACAGUAUUCACAUAAUAAUCAAAACCAACGAUUAGCUUCCCCUUAUAACCUUCAACAACAGCAACCAACUUAUUACACAGGGAGACCUCUUCAAACACCCACAUCUUCCAAGAACAAUAUCCAUGUUUUGAGUCCACAAACACCAGGAUCCAGCUUUAAUGUUUUGAAUACACCCAAGACUGAUAUGGAUGAAUCUUCAUUAUUCAUCAAACCGGAGGAGUUUCACACAAUUUUCAUUAAAGUAAUUAGUACUAUUCAUAUUGAUUCACUUAUGAACCAAACUUCUGCCAAGAAAACAGAUGAUCCGAAUAUAACCAUUACAAUAAAUGAUAGAGAAACUAAUAAGGAGAUGUGGAGAAUACGAAAGACUCACUCUCAGAUAUGUUCUUUUGAUGCAGAGGUUAGAUCAAUUAUUGAAUACUUUGGAAUGACCAAUUUACCAGAUAAGACAAGUUUUGCAUCCACUACUCCAAGCAAGAUCGAGGCACGAAGAGCGUUGCUACAAAAUUAUUUUAAUUCAAUCUUUCUUAUGCCUCAUAUUCCUCACAUUGUGUUAUACAAAUUGUGCUUAUUUCUUUCAUUGGAUUUUGUCAAUCCGUUAGACGAUUUCAAAAGUGGAUCACGAAAAGAAGGCUAUCUAGUACGAAAAUACAAAGGAAUAGGAACUAGUUGGAAAGUUAGAUGGUGUCAAAUUGAAAAUAAUCAACUUGAAGUGUACCCAUUCCCUGGUGGUCAAUUGCAGGAAAGUAUAUCCUUAUAUAACGCUCAGAUUGGACGCCAAGCAGCAGAUUCAGUAGCUGAAGAUAAGGGGUAUAGACAUGCGUUUUUAGUCAUGGAGUCACCUAAAGCAUCAAAAUUACAUAGCACAACGAACAAGUAUUUCUUUUGUGCGGAAACAGACGAAGAAAGAGACGACUGGGUGACGGCGUUAAUUGAGUUCACUGAAAUCGUUCCAAGUCCAGAACCAAAGCUGGCUGAUGUUUCACCUCAAAAGCCUGUUAACUAUGCUGAUGCAACUACACCCGCCGAUUAUGAUAAGAAGUUCCUGUAUGAUAAUUAUAACGAAGAAAGUGGCAGUCCUGUGAGUUACGCUAAUGGGAAAUUUGCUUCAGAUCAAGUGUCUUUCCAAACAUCGAUUCUGACCGAAGAACAAGGAAAACGAAUGAAAAAGAGAAGCUAUUUUUCUUUUAGGAAUAGAGCCUCAUCUAAUGCUAGUGAACAAGGCCUGCAACCUCUUCCACCAUCACAGCCACAACAACCACCACCACCACCACAACAACAACAACAGCAUCAGCAACAGCAUCAGCAACAGCAACAGACACAGCCACAGCAACCACCACCAUUUCCACCACCACCAACACUACCACUACCACUACCACCACAGCAACAACAACUACCACAACAACCUCAGCCCAUACAACUACAACAACAACUGCGAUACACAUAUGCACCUGUUUCAAAUGGAUAUCAGUCGGGAGUUUCUCAGGUACAUCCCAUUCAAGUAGACUCCUCCAACUCUAUGCAACAAUACCUUGAUGAGCUAGAUCUUGGAAACGAAGUGACUAAAUCGAUUUUUGGUCGAGAGAUUGAAGUAGCGCUUGAAUUAUCUAGUCAUGAUUACAUGGGUAGACAUAUUCCAAGCAUAUGUUUUCGAUGCCUUGAUUAUUUGAAUAGGACAGGUGCCAUAUUCGAAGAAGGUAUAUUUCGAUUGAGUGGUUCAGCUUCGACUAUUCGACAACUCAAAGAGGCAUUUAAUCGAGAACAUGAUUUAGAUUUAUUCAGGAGUCCCUUGAAACCUGAUAUUCAUACUGUUUCUGGGUUGUUCAAAACAUAUUUGAGAGAAUUACCUAGUCCAAUAUUAGGAACCGAUGCAUAUUUGCAAUUGAACAAUAUUGUAUUGAAUAAACACAACAAGUUCUUACCAUCACAAAUAGCCAUCAUGUUUAAGGAGUAUCUAAAUAAUUCAAACAAUAUUGAUGCCAUUCACUAUGACUUAUGUUAUGUGAUUUUCAAAUUCCUUCGACAAAUUAUUUCCCAAAAUCAGAUUAAUCGAAUGAAUUUAAAAAAUCUAUGUAUUGUGUUUGUGCCUACUUUGAAUUUAAGUCUUGAGGUGUUGAGCACUAUAUUGAUUGAUUUUGAAUGUAUUUUUGAAAAUGGGAAACCCGUACUGGAUUCAAACAGAGAGGUCUUGGAUCUUCAUAUCCCUAAUUUUUAA